AUGAGCGAACUACCACGAUCUAGAAUCCACAUAUUAUUGAGAUCUACUGAGCCAAAUCUCCAUAAUGAAAGAUCGCUAUUUGAAAUUCACUCAAAUACUACGGUGAAGCAGUUGAAGCAGUCAAUAAUUCAGAGAUUGGACGAUCGGCAAGUAACAAGGACGUUUUACGAGCAAGUCGUUUUGUCAUUUCAAGAAAGGGUUCUUCCAAAUGACCAUGAGACUGACGAGUCUGCGCUUCCGGUGGCUCUCCAACUUACAAAUGAAAGUAUUCGAGAGAUGAACAAUGUGAUUCCAAUGGAUCUCGAAAUCAAAAGUGCAGUAAAUGGACUUCUAAGUCGUGAGUUUUGGCUGGAUUUAACAGCCGAAGAUAGAUUCGAUUUUUUACCGAUAAUUAACCAAGAAGCUGAAAGUGCCCCAUCUGAGACUAUUGUGCCAAACAUGGCAGUGGUGGAGCCGAUGAAAAUAGUUGCUGGUGACGACCAAGUAUGGCAAUUAACAGGUGAUUCAUAUGAGUCAAUUAGUAAUGGCCAAGGAAUAACUAAGCUUGUAAACCAGUAUGACAUUUCGCAAAAGAGUUAUGAAAUAUUGUUGAAUGACAACGAAAAAGUUGCACUUAAUACCUCGCAGUGUAUCAUAGUCGACAACGAAGGACAUCAACCUUAUAUGCUAUUAAGUCCUGCCGGUAUUGCCAAGGUUGACUCCGUGUUCAAACUGCAGAAAGUGAAAGUGAUCUUGGACAAUCUGACGAAUCUUGAAGAUGCCGCGGAGCAAGUCGAGAGACCUAAUGACGACAUUUUAGAGCGGGUAGUAGCCACAGGAAAACGUGUGCUAGUAUUUGCAAUCAAUAUUGUAUUUGUUUUAUUAAUCCUACGCUUAAAGCCCAAUAAGCACAUCCAAGAGAAUUGGAUCAAGUACGUGGUCUUGUCUCUUGUGUUGUUCAACAUCUAUGUGUUAUUUUUCACUGGGGAAAACCGAAUCCAGAGACUAGCGGAGCCUGAUGUCGAAUUAGUUAACCAACCCCCUGCAACACAGAAUUUCAUUCGCGGAAUCCGUCGAUUGGCAAUAACUAGAGAGCAAAUUGUUAACUUGUGUGCUGGAGUGCAAGAUGAACUCGUUGCAAUUGUUGUGUCUCGUACAUGGGACUUUGAUUAUAUAAUGAGUAAUCAACCUAAUUGGUAUCUUGUAAUUUCAUCAAACUUUGAACACUUGUGGAAGGAUGCUUUGAUAUAUUUGCUAUCAGUACUGCCUACAUUUCAAAUGAAGCUUGAUGAUGAAUUGCAGAAGCGGAAACGCCUGGAGUUGGAAUUGUUUCAGGACAAGAUUCGCCUGUUCUAUGACCUAGUGUUGCUGCUUAUUCAGGAUUAUAAUAAGAAAUAUACACCAAAUUUCAAUCUACCUGAUGAGAUUGAGCUCGAUCCAGUACUUGAAAAACUAGAAAAUGAGAGAGAAGGGGCACAGUUUGAGUUUUUGGUCAGAUACUACAAGUGCUUGAAAUCGGCGUAUGAUGUAUUCAACGGAGCCUAUGUGAAACACAAGUCAUUAUCUAACGAACAAGUUGAGUUAUUGAACAACGAAUUUAAUAGUUUUAUAGGCUCUCGUAACUAA
This is a messenger RNA of Lodderomyces margitis, 1605 nucleotides long. RefSeq names its product Fgr34p (gene FGR34). Lineage: Eukaryota; Fungi; Ascomycota; Pichiomycetes; Serinales; Debaryomycetaceae. The record is from RefSeq and is a predicted model, not a curated record. Bases 1 to 1605 code for a protein of 534 amino acids. The transcript has a single exon.